CGGAGUUUAGCCAUUCAUUUGAUAAUCAUGGCCACUUUUACACUGGGCAGCACCAUAGGCUUCUCUCAGCCCUCGUCUUCCUCAGAUAUCUCAGUUUAUUGCAUUCCCUUUUCAACCACCAGAUUAAGCUUUUCGAGCGCCAUUCUUUCUCCUCUUAAGCUUAAAAAAAAACCGUCUGGAAGAAGAGCCAGAGCUGUAAUUGCUCUGAAAAUGGCUGCUGAGGCUUUUCAGGAAGUUCUUCCUCCGCCCCUCACUUCAGCUUCAGAACCACCUGCUAUCUUUGAUGGAACAACGAGGCUUUACAUAUCUUAUACAUGCCCUUAUGCACAGCGUGUGUGGAUUACUCGGAACUGUAAGGGUUUGCAGAAUAAGAUUCAAUUGGUUCCAAUAAAUCUACAGGAUAGGCCAUCUUGGUACAUGGAAAAAGUUUACCCACCUAACAAGGUGCCAGCUCUUGAACAUAAUAAUGAAGUCAAAGGAGAGAGUCUUGACUUAAUUAAAUAUAUUGACAGCAAUUUUGAAGGGUCUUCAUUACUUCCUAAUGAUCCGGGAAAGAGAGAGUUUGCUGAAGAGUUGAUAGACUACGUGAACUCUUUCACGAGAUCUGUGGUUUCUUCGUUUAAAGAAGAUGGAAAUGAAGCUGAUGUGGCGUUUGAUUUCAUGGAAUCUGCUCUUUCAAAAUAUGAAGAUGGCCCGUUUUUUCUAGGUCAGUUUAGUCUGGUGGAUAUAGCUUAUGCUCCGUUUAUUGAAAGGUUUCAACCGUUCUUAUUGGAAGUAAAAACAUAUGACAUCACUGCUGGCAGGCCAAAACUGGCAGCUUGGAUUGAGGAGAUGAACAAGAUUGAGGGAUACCGACAAACAAGGGGCAAUCCACAGGAACAUGUUGAUAGCUAUAAGAAGCGAUUCUUGAGCCGUUUGUGAAAGCCACAGAGGCCACAGCAGCAGAGGGCCCCAUGGCAUUGGUUAACUGAACACUGUGCUGUCAUGUAUGGAUGUUGUUUCUUGUUCUUGUAAAUGAGAUAACUUCACGUGUGACAUUUAACAAAUAAAGGAGCAUUUGAGAUCAUGGUACUUUUUGUUCAUUUUGUUCAUAUAGAUUAUUGACCGUACCAGACUGAAUUGAUCUAAGACCACAUUUAUUCGAGAAAAAAUAUAAUAAAUUAAUUGUAAUUUAAAAAUUGGACUCCA
Molecule: messenger RNA, 1188 nt
Organism: Benincasa hispida (wax gourd)
Lineage: Eukaryota; Viridiplantae; Streptophyta; Magnoliopsida; Cucurbitales; Cucurbitaceae
Gene: GSTL2
Product: glutathione transferase lambda 2
Biological process (GO): protein glutathionylation
Molecular function (GO): glutathione transferase activity
Source: RefSeq, a predicted model, not a curated record